CGCGCCUUUUUUUUUUCUGCGCUUAUAUUUUUUUUUCUAUCCUCUAUUUGAGCGCCAUUCCUUUCCUUUGUUUUGAGGAUUACAAAGUAUGAGGAAUGAAGUCCAACUAUGCAGAGCAUUUGGCUUGGUACGAGCAUUCCGUCCGUCCGUAUAAAGUUAAACCCUACGAUACACCCACCCUCUGCUGCCGCGACUAUAACAGCAGAUCAAACCACCUGUCUAAUCCCACACUUGACGAGUUUUCCUCGUCCGCAGCCAACACAACCUCCAUGUCCAUGCCUACUCGCAAACGUCCGCGUGCCGAAAGCGAGGAUUUUGACGAUGAUUUCGAUAUGCGAGCUGUGAUUGACUUGACCAUGCAGGAAGAAUCUCGUAAACUGAAAAAGCUUAGUCUUUCCAACAAAAAGCAUGCGCAGUCCAUUAUCGCAAAUUCUGAAAGACAAACAUCGACUUUUUCAAGGCCUGAUCAUGAAGCACCAUCGACAUCUCUGCCGCAGCAUAGUAGUGGGAAUCCAUCAACUCCCGCUACCCUUGAAACCGCUUUAGCUGAAUUCCAAGAUCUCAACGAGAUAUUUUCCGAUAAUGAUUGGGAUGAUCCGGAUUUCGAUUAUGGUGAUUCCGAUGCCGUGGACUCUUUCUUGGACAAGUCAAUCGUACUGGAUGAUGAUUUGAUGAUGAUGGAUGAAGAACCGGAAAGACCUCAAGGACCACAGGGCCCCACAAUGAGUCUGGAAGAAUUGCGGAACAAGUUGGAAUUAUUAAAGGGUAGAGAAAACGAGAUCAAUAAAGAUCUUGUGGAUUGCAUGCUUGCCGGAGAAGCGCCCGAUUUAGCCAUGCAAAAGAAGUUACUGGAAGAACGAAAGACAGUCCUGGCGAUGAUCAAGGAAGUUCAAGAAAGUAUUAGUACCGCAGAACCAAACUCACUCGCGGGUCUAUCACCUAACGAUACAACGAGCGGGCCAAUGAUGUUAUCAUCCAGGCCCACGGUAUUCGAGGAUGUCACCAAUUCACCCGUCCCUGCACCCGCACCUACGCCUGUGAUACAUCAUGCUCCUUCAUCUCCAGCUUUGAUCCCACCUAUACCAUCGCCAUCAACCUCGGAAUUCAAGGAAACCAACGUACAAUCACAAUACCCCUGGUCCCGCGAUGUUCGCAAAGCUUUGUUGCACAAUUUCAAGUUGAAGGAAUUCCGCGCAAAUCAACUGGAAGCUAUCAACACAACAUUGAGCGGUGAAGACGUGUUUGUCUUGAUGCCAACAGGGGGUGGUAAAAGUUUAUGCUACCAAUUACCGGCCAUCAUCCAGCGACAUAAACGGCGUGGGGUUACGGUGGUGGUUUCGCCAUUACUUUCGUUGAUGCACGACCAAGUCAGUGCGCUUGUACGGGAAAAGGGCAUUGCUGCGGCCUUACUCAACGGACAAAUUUCCAAGAAAGAUCGUCAAUGGAUUUUUGCUGAAUUGGAAAACGAUCCACCAAAGAUGCAUCUUUUAUAUCUUACGCCCGAACUUUUGCAACGAUCGGGAGCGCUCCAAGAGAUCUUUCAAAAACUGCACCGUCGAAACUACUUGGCUCGAUUUGUUAUCGAUGAAGCGCAUUGUGUAUCACAGUGGGGACACGAUUUUCGACCGGAUUACAAACUGUUGGGAAGUUUAAAAACAACAUACCGCGAUGUCCCCAUCAUGGCCCUCACAGCCACAGCCAACGAAGUGGUUCAGAAGGAUGUCAUGCACAACCUCAAUAUUGUUGGAUGCAAGAUUUUCAAACAGAGUUUUAAUCGAAAAAAUCUCAUCUGGGAAGUGAUUCCGAAACCGAGCAAGGCCAACAUUUGUGCAGAUAUCUAUUCAUAUAUUCAUCAGCAUCACGCGAACCAGUCCGGUAUUAUUUACUGUAUAUCAAGACGCUUAUGCGAAGAGACAGCAGAUAAACUUCGAACCGAAUUUGGAUUGAGUGCAAAACACUACCAUGCAGCGAUGUCACCCGCCGAUCGUCUCAAGGUGCAGCAAGAAUGGCAGUCGGGCCAUGUUCAGGUCAUUGUAGCUACGGUGGCUUUUGGUAUGGGCAUUGAUAAACCCGACGUCCGCUUUGUCAUCCAUUAUUCGAUGCCAGCUUCCAUUGAAGGCUAUUACCAAGAAACCGGACGCGCGGGUCGCGACGGUUUAGUGGCUAAGUGCCGCUUGUAUUAUGCAUACCGCGAUACACAAACUCAUCUUGUCCUCAUUGAGAACGGUGAUGGUGAUUAUCAGCAGAAAAAUCGAUUACGAGCCAAUCUGAACCAAAUGGUGCGUUACUGUGAGAACAAGACCGACUGUAGACGACAGCAAAUUCUAGGCUACUUUAACGAACGGUUUGAUCCUGCACUUUGUCAUCGAACGUGUGACAACUGUCUAGCGAAUCAACAUCAGCAAGUGGUGCAAAAAGACAUGACGCAAGAAGCGAUCGGUAUUCUAUGUUUGAUGAGACGGAUACAAUCCGAUAAUGUGACAUUGAAUCAAGCGGUGGAACUCAUGCGUGGCUCCCGCGCCAAACGAUACAUUGAACGUGAUUACCAUAAUAUGGAAGGUUUUGGUAGUUCGAAACAUUUAUCGCGGACCGAUGCAGAUCGGUUGGUCAAAUACCUCGUCACCAGCGACGCUUUUGUUGAACAUACGGAAUGCAACUCGAAAGGAUUUGUGUCUUCCUAUUUACGUGUUGGUAACAAGGCCACGGCUGUCGAAAGAGGGCAGAUGAAAAUCGUGCUUAAUUUCACAACAGAGAUGAGAGGCAUGGGAGGUCCCAGUUACAAUGGUGCGGCUUCUAGACGACCGGCUCCGCCUCCUUCACCGUCCAUAUCAUCUUCCGUUCAACGUAGACCCGCCUCCACCACUCCAAACUAUGCAUCAAAUCGGCCCAUCCCUCCUAGCAUCCCUCGACCUGUUAGACCUGCUCAAGCAUCCUCAUCUUUCUCAUCGCAUACGCCCACCACCUCAUCCUCCUUUGCAAAAUCCGUCAAGACACAAUGCUACAAACAGCUGAGAGAACUACGGAAUAAGGUAAAUCAAAUAUGGCUGAUCCAGACCCUUGACAACGAUUUUUUUUUGAAACCGACUCGUUUUUGAUUAGAUCAUGUCCGAAUUCAACAUCCAACAACCUGCCACUAUUUUCACCGAUACCCAAUUGAGAGACAUUGUAAGUCACUAUUCCGCCAGUGAUGUUCGGAACUGAAAUUUGUAUCGGUUUUUCUUAUGUUUUUCUUCUUUGUGAACUAGGCUGAUCAACUACCGACGGGAAUUCUUGCAUUUCUUCAAGUUACCAAAAUGACAGAUGAGCGAUUUGAACAGUACGGUCGAAGGUUUUUAGAGAUUUGCAAGAAACAUGCUGUGCAGAGUUUAUAAAAAAAAAAAAAAAAAGAGGGGGAGGAAAACUCGGGGAUGUCAGAGGUUUAGUCCUUCUUGGUUUCCUCGU
This is a messenger RNA of Radiomyces spectabilis, 3441 nucleotides long. Its product is annotated as P-loop containing nucleoside triphosphate hydrolase protein. Bases 96 to 3095 code for a protein of 999 amino acids. Gene Ontology annotation, biological process: DNA replication; double-strand break repair via homologous recombination. The transcript has 7 exons. Gene Ontology annotation, molecular function: nucleic acid binding; four-way junction helicase activity; 3'-5' DNA helicase activity. Gene Ontology annotation, cellular component: cytoplasm; nucleus; RecQ family helicase-topoisomerase III complex. Lineage: Eukaryota; Fungi; Mucoromycota; Mucoromycetes; Mucorales; Radiomycetaceae. The record is from RefSeq and is a predicted model, not a curated record.